Messenger RNA from [Candida] anglica, 2712 nucleotides. Lineage: Eukaryota; Fungi; Ascomycota; Pichiomycetes; Serinales; Debaryomycetaceae. The record is from the annotation of a GenBank genome assembly.
AUUUCUUAGAUCACACACUAUGCACCAGUUAGGGGACUCUCACUCUCUACAAGCUUACCACACCACCUACGCUUAAUCUCUGGCCUUCCUCUGCCCUGCCUGGCCUGGCUGCCUCCCCCCUCUCUUCUCUCUCCCAUUGUCCUACUUAGCCUACCAACGCCCUACACAUCACAACUCUAAAUUAUCCUACGCCGUAAAAAUAAAUUCCCCCUUUAAACUCCUUGCCAUUACCACUCUCUACAUACUCCCUCCCAACCGCCAUUCACCAUCGUAACUGCCUCCCAUCCUCCUCCCAUCCUCCAACUCUCUUGACUAAAAAUAAAAAAAUAAAAAACAAUUAAAAAAUAUUUACUACGCCCCCCCCCCCCCUCCUCUGGGAAUUCCUCCUCCUCCCCUAUUCCAAACCAAAUUCCUAAUCUCCGUUCAUAAUCAGCGCCGUGGCAAAAAAAUUUCCUACAAUCUUUUUUUUUUUUUUUUGGUUUCCGCUCUUUGUUCACGUAAAUGUGUGACAAUCCAUGGGCACGCUCCUGCAGGAAAAUACCCCAAAACGGCUGCUUAUGUAAUGACUUAGUCAUGGAGGAUAAUGAGAGGUAAAAAAAAAAAAUAAUAAUUAAGCCAGAGCCUCUCUCCCCCCGAAACACAAAACAAAGGAGCAGAGAAAUAAAAAAAAAAAAAAAAAGUUUUGGUUAGUGACGUUGAGGGAGGAUUAGUUUUGUUGCAGUGUGCAUGUUGGUGCACGGGGUAUUAAUAGGGGGGGCAGGUGGAUGUAUGGUGAGUUGAAGGGGGUCCAGAAGGGAAGGGCAGGGCAGGACUGAGAGAGAUGGGUUGAGCGAGUAGAGACUACAGAAUAAACAACAUGACGGGUGGAGAUGACCCCGUCAUUUACUCCCACCGUCGUCUGUCAGUGUCGUCGGCAUCCGUUCUCACGGUGAGUUCAUCACCUGCACAAGGUGCGUGCAGAUACUACAGCCCGCAUCGUUUUUGCUGCCGUAUCGCCCCCUGCACAUGUGUGACGAACUUUAUUCGCGCGCGCGCGCGCGCACAUUCACCUCUUUCUCUAAAUUCUCUUUUAUUCUCCAUCAUUCGAUCCUGCACGCACCGCAACCUUUGUCACUGAGCUACCCACCACGCACCACCUGCAUGAUGCGGGUCGGAUUGUCUUCUGUUUCACAUAUGCAAGGUUUGUAAGGCUGCAAAUUUUUGACUUUUUUUUGUAUUUGUCCACAAAAUAGAUAUAUACCCAUGAUGGUACGUCUAAAUGCCUUGGUCACUUUCUUCUGUAUCGAUCCUUUACAAUGAUGAUUUCUCCCUUAUAUGUCGAUCUUUAUAUAGACACAGCAUUUGGGAUCAUGGGCUCCAACUCGAGAAGGGCAUCCCCUACCACAGUCCCUACCUCUUGUGCCACCAAUAAUUCCUUCUCUGAGCCCCACGCCUACCUCCACAACUUGAUUAUCACCAGUCAACUCUCCUUACAAAACUUAUCCAUUAGUCUUUACUUUCUUUAUAAAUACAACUUGAACCAAGUGGUGGUCAAUGAUCCGGCCCUCGACUCCGCCCUCCCACUUUAUCUCAUUGUCACCUCAUUAGUUCUUUCCAACAAGACCUUUGAUGACCAAUCUUACACCCUCAAGACUUGGGUCAAUAUCUGUAAUGGCAUCAUGACCCCCAUGCAAACUCCCAUCAAGAUUGACUUUCAAUUGUUGAAGAGCUUGGAGAUCUACUUUAUGAAUUGUUUGGACUACAAGCUCUCAUUCAAGGCCAUGGAUCAAGAUGUCUCGUUCUGGAAUAUGUUGAAGAAUGCUGGUCAUUCUGUAGAAUGGACGGAAACUUUAAAAUUCGCCGUUACGGUUAAGAAUAGAUGCGAUGAUAAGUUUGCGGAAUUUUCUGAUCUGGUGGUGGUACCGGCACUCGCACCCGCACCCGCACCCGCACCUGUUUCUGUUCCUACAACUGUAUCAGGCCCAGUCUGUGGUGGGAUCGUCUACUGUUCGACUCCAUCUUACACUUCUACACAACUCAUUUCUCCAACCAUUACUCCAAUUGCAUCUACAUCGGCUAGUGUUGCUACGUCAGUUGUGACUACUGCUACUGCUGCUGCUGCUGCUGCCCACUUUUACUCACCACUCACCCCAAUCACUCCCUGCUACCAACCUUUACCCAAACGUAGAAGAGUUAACCCUGCUGCUGACAUCUUCUCCUCGACACCAACAUCCCUCCCACCAGCAGACUACCCCAUCGUCUCGAAGCCACGUCUCACGGGAACCACCACCAGCAGCAACCUCCUUCACCUUGUGCCCACGCCUCAACAUGGCCUGUUUUACAACUACCCCCCACAAUGCCCGCACGUCCAGAGUUACCCAAUGGCUCAAAUCCCUCAUUCAUACAAAUUUACAUUUUGAGCCUAAUGGAAUUUCUGCACACAGGACGGGCCCGGAAUUGACUUUUUGAUAAAAGUCUAAAUUAUCCACCGGUCGCAUAAAAAAUAUUUCUUUUUUUUUUGCAUUUUUUUUGCUUCCCUUUACGACUUGACGACAACUUGCAUGAAGCAUAAAUAAAGAAUUUUUAUUUUUGCCUUUUCAAUUUUUUUUUUUUUUUUCCUUUUGGCUUCCCACCACCAAGAACGUUUUUUGCUGCAUUGGUAUACCACUAUUGUUGCACGGUGGACGUAUAUAGAGUAUAGUAAUUAUACGGUAGACUAGAGAUUUGAUGUGU